CAAUCGCAAAAAUAUUUAUAAAAAAACUUUAAUCGUGUAAUUUUAAGUAAAAAAUAAAUCAUGUCAGGAACACCGCGAGUUCCCAUUUCGCAGUUGCUGCAGGACAAAUCGACGGAAGAUGAGCCCAAAAAGAAAUCCCGCGAAGACUGGCGAAAGGCAAAGGAGCUAGAAGAAGCCCGAAAAGCAGGAACAGCACCAGCUGCCGUCGAUGAAACGGGAAAAGACAUCAAUCCACACAUCCCGCAAUACAUUUCCGCAGCUCCGUGGUACUACAACACGCAGGGCCCCACGUUGAAGCAUCAGAGACCUCAAGAGGAAAAGCAACACGAGUUCUCGGGCAUCAAUGAUUGGUACAAGCGAGGUGUCGAUACGUCUAAAGUUGCCACAAAAUAUCGGAAAGGCGCUUGUGAGAAUUGCGGUGCUAUGACGCACAAGAAGAAGGAGUGCAUGGAACGUCCCCGAAAAGUUGGUGCGAAAUUCACGAAUGCAAAAAUCGCACCCGAUGAGUUCGUGCAGCCGAAAUUAAACCCGGAUUACGAUGGAAAACGCGACCGAUGGGCAGGUUAUGAUCCGGCACAACACCAAGAAGUCAUUGAGGAAUACGAGAAAAUCGAGGAAGCGAAACGACAAAUGCGUGCCGAGAAAUUAAAGGAAGAUCCAAACGCCUCGAAUGACGAAGAUGAGGAAGACGAAGCAGACGAGGACAAGUAUGCCGAUGACUUUGACAUGCCCGGCACAAAAGUCGACUCAAAACAGCGGAUUACAGUCCGAAAUCUUCGUAUUCGUGAAGAUACGGCGAAAUAUUUGCGAAAUUUGGACCCCAAUUCGGCAUAUUAUGAUCCGAAGACACGUUCCAUGCGCGACAAUCCGAACCCCAAUGUACCGACAGACGAAACGGACUUUGCUGGCGAGAAUUUCGUACGAUAUUCGGGUGACACACAAUCUCAUGCCAAAGCUCAGCUGUUCGCCUGGGAGGCAUAUGGCAAGGGAGUUGACGUUCAUGUGUUGGCGGAACCCACGAAACUCGAAUUAUUGCAAAAGGAAUACGAAAAAAAGAAAGACGAGAUAAAAUCCGAGGUCAAAAACUCCGUUUUGGAAAAAUACGGCGGCGAAGAACAUUUGGAUGCACCACCAAAAGCACUUCUCUUGGCGCAAACCGAAACCUAUGUGGAAUACUCACGUUAUGGCAAAGUCAUCAAAGGACAGGAAAAGCCAAUUAUCCGGAGCAGAUACGAGGAAGAUGUGUACAUCAAUAAUCACACGAGUGUCUGGGGAAGUUAUUGGAAAAACUUUCAAUGGGGAUACAAGUGUUGUCAUUCCUUCAUAAAAAAUUCGUAUUGCGUUGGGGAAUCGGGCAAAGAUAAGGCGGCUGAUGUUCCAGCAGUGCCAUCCACGAGUCAUGAAGAGCCCGAGACAUCCGAAAAACAAAAAGAAUCCGAUUCAUCGAGCAGUUCGAGCUCAAGUUCCAGCGAAUCAGAGUCGGAAGACGAAGAAAAGAACAAGAAGAAACGAAAGAAGCGAUCUAAGAAGAAGAAGCAAAAGGAAAAGAAACGUGAGAAGCGAAAGGCAGAGAAGGAAGCUUCUAAGCUGAAGUUGGCACUCAUGCAAGAAGAAAACAACAAACGACGUGCUGAAUUGCUGAUGGGAAUGGACGAACGAAAGAGACCUUAUAACAGCAUGUACGAAAAUAAGGCACCAACAGAGGAGGAAAUGGAAGCUUAUCAGCUGAAACGAGCUCGCGAAGAGGAUCCAAUGUUGAAAUUUAUGGACAAAAAAUAAAGUUUUAUUUUAUUUUUAAUAAAAAAAAAUAUAUUUAAUAAAAAUAUAAAUUUAAUGUUUUCGUUUUUUCAUUGUUUUAACCUUUUAACGGGAUUUUUAUUUCAAAAUAAAAUUCUCAAAAUCGAAUUUAUUGGGGAAAAAUUUUUUUUUUAAUUUUUUUGUUUUAUUAAAUCAAUUG
Messenger RNA from Culicoides brevitarsis, 1957 nucleotides. It is a transcript of the gene Slu7, whose product is annotated as pre-mRNA-splicing factor Slu7. Gene Ontology annotation, molecular function: pre-mRNA 3'-splice site binding. Gene Ontology annotation, cellular component: spliceosomal complex. The record is from RefSeq and is a predicted model, not a curated record. Bases 61 to 1779 code for a protein of 572 amino acids. Lineage: Eukaryota; Metazoa; Arthropoda; Insecta; Diptera; Ceratopogonidae. The transcript has a single exon. Gene Ontology annotation, biological process: mRNA splicing, via spliceosome.